GAAGCCACCGAGGCUGCCGGUGACUUUCGCCAAAAUGUGCCAAGUGCUGGGCUUCGGAAAAGGGAACGUUCAGAAUGAUACGGCAGUGGCCCGCAUCAUGGACCAGCUCAUGUGCAGUGCGCUCCACUGUGCAGCUGUCAUUGGCUCCCGCUAUUUCCACACCUACGCCAUGUGCUCCGUCAAUGUCGCCGGCAAGACAAUAUGCCAGGGAGACGAGGGCGGUCCGGUGCUGUGCAGCGAGCAUGGUGAGACGAACCAGUGGGGAGUGAUAAGUACCAUGUGGCCCCCCAACUCUGUGUGUCGCCUGCCUAUGGAUCUCAACUCUUACAUGUUCACCGCCUACUACAGGAACUGGAUUCUGGAAAAUAUCAAGGACUUGCCGUCGGCAGGAAAUAGUGUGACAGUUUCUCAAAGGAAACAUACCACAGUAGAGGUCUAUGUCGCGAUAAUGACAUGCGGAUUUUCGUUUCUGUGAAGUGCUCGAUACUGUACCUCUAUGUCACGCAGGAAGAAGAUGUAAACAGGGCUGUGAAAGCGUCGUAUGAAAAGCUGGAUAUUUCGUGCUACCGCUGGGACACUCUUCACAUCCACCCAAACGUUUAAAAUAAAUGUUAUGAUCUUUAUAUUCUGUAAUGUACAGCAGUUUUUCCGAUAUCUUUGUAUGUGG
Messenger RNA from Schistocerca gregaria, 667 nucleotides. RefSeq names its product putative inactive serine protease 43. Gene Ontology annotation, molecular function: serine-type endopeptidase activity. The coding region runs from base 35 to 475 and encodes 146 amino acids. NCBI's taxonomy places the organism in Eukaryota, Metazoa, Arthropoda, Insecta, Orthoptera, Acrididae. Gene Ontology annotation, biological process: proteolysis. The record is from RefSeq and is a predicted model, not a curated record. The transcript is spliced from 5 exons. Gene Ontology annotation, cellular component: membrane.